UUUUUGGGGUCUGGGGGGGAAACCGGAGUGCCCGGAGAAAACCCACGCAGGGACGAGGAGAAGAUGCAAACACCAUACAGGGAGGGCUGGGUUCGAACCCGGUCCUCAGAACUAUGAGGCCAACGCUUUCCAGCUGAGCCCCCGUUCCCCCAUUGUCCAUCUAGUUAAACCAAACAAUUUCUUUACAUUUCAUAGAACUAUUUCAUAGCUGAAUGUUUUUUUUGUUUUUUUUUUUAAUAAACUGUGUGUCCUCACAGAACAAAUUCAUCUCAAGGCACCACUAUACGUAGCAGGUGGGGGUCCGGUCUCACUUUUCAGACCCACGUAGGCUUGGUGUGUCUCUGGCUAAAGUACUUUUUCCCACCUCCGAUGGACUCUCUGAUUUUACUUGGGAUAAAGAUGUGAUUGUUUCGGGUGGCGAUGUCUCGGUCCAAACUCCUCAAUGUGAUGAGAUGCACAGUGUCAGGGUGAGCGGUCACGUUAGGGCCAGAGAUCCAAAGAAGGAAGGACCCAGUUUGACUCUGGAAUUGAAGCUGGCACAACAUGUGUUAAGGUCAGUGACCAUCUGCAGACCUGGAUAAUCCUCUUUAUCAGAUUAGCAACACACAGGCGACACUCAGAGGAAGACCCCAUUUGUGUUCUGCUGCUUCUGACGAGUCGCUUCCAACAUGGAAAGAUUUUUUUUCAACUGGAGGUUUUCAUUGCAGCGAAAUGAAAAAUGUCAGGCGCGAGCUAGAUUUUUGUUGUGAAGGAAGAAGUUUUCCACACUGUCAGCGAGCCAGCGGCGCCAUUCUUUAUACAGCAAUUUGGGGUUCUUAACAGAAUGAUUUCAUACGUGGAGUGUUUGGGUGGAGACGGGGCAGGGAACGGCGUAGCGUCCCACUGUUGGAAUUCGGAACCGGAUGAUGAGCAAGACCAGCUUCUUCCUCGCAAGAUCACCCCACUUCAGCCCAAGACUGAGGGCAGCCUUCGGCGACGCCUGCUGACGGCCAAAAUCCACCAGCACCAUGAAGCCAUUUGGGGGAAAAACGCAGGGAUGGCUGGGUGGCCACCCCGUGGUGACAAAAUCCACCUCCCAUCCCAUCUGCAAUAUCCCAGCGCCUUGUACGGCCAGCGCUGCUCACCGCAAGAUCGAACCCACGCGAGCACGUCUUCACCGUUAAUUACCGCCGAAGUUCCUAGGAAGCAACCCGUGCAGUCCCAUCAGAGUACCCGACCGGCCCUCAUCCAGUGGCGACGUACCAGCACCUGCCCUCCGACCCCGGAGCCUCGCCCCGGUUACACCCCUCCAGAUACCCCACCUCUGAAAGCUUCAGAGUACAGCUACCAGCCCAGCGUCAGACGCAAAAACAGAAUCUUCCGCUUCAAAACGCAGCAACGGAAGGAGACUACGCCCCUUCUGCAUAAAGCAAAAGACGGCGAGCGCUGGUCCGUUCACUACACUUCGCGGGAGCAUCAACAGGGGGUGCUCUUCGUCCCUGCGGAAAAAGCCCACACCAACGCUCGGGACUUCCAAGCAAAUAUUGGGUUGACUCAGCAUGGAGACAGCAAAGCUAGCAGCUCUCUGCUUGAAACCCCGUGCCCCGCCUCCGGCGGAUCCUCUGGACUCCACCAAUCAGAGGGCAGGGUUCACAGGCGAUGGAGAGACAAAAGCAGGAGGAUGUCCUCAGUCUCUUCAGAUGAAGAGGAAUCGGCCAUCCUCCACGACAAGCGUCCUCUGACGCCACUUGUCCUCAACCCUAUCGAUCUCAACUCCUGUUGGGACGUCUUUGCACGUGAGACGGAGCUUGGUGUGAAGGCAGAGCUGAUCCCCCGACUCCCGACUCCAGAAGAGAGGAUGAGGCAGCAGGCGAAUGCGGUGACAGCUGAAAUCGUUCCUAUCAACAUAACAGGUCAGAGCUUCGAUCGCCAGGCCAGCUUCCGAAAAGUGCCUUGCAACACAGACCCCUCAUCGCGUCGCCCUCGGAAUCCGAGCCACCGCAUUCCAGUCACUGGGAACCCUGCUGAUGUCACUGAUAACCUUGAGUUAAGCGACCGCCAACCACUUUGCAGCCGUGAGAGCUCAUCAGAUUCGCUUGUGGAUAACCUGUCCAAACGCUCCCUACUUGGCCAACAAGAACAGGAGGAGUUGGUCAGGAAGAAGAGAGAGUGGUUGGGGAGGAAGAUUCGAGCCCCAAGAGGGGAGGGGAUAGCCAGCCUCAUGAUGUCCCUCACCUCAGCACACAUUGAUGGCCUCUCAUGGCCCUCUGACGUCCGCAGCCUGCCCCGCAUGGGCACCAGUUCCUCCUCUCUGGACUCAGACAUCAGUUGGAACAACAUCUCCUACAGGACACUCAGCACCCGUUCAUCCUGUUCCCAGGAUUUCUUCAGUGACCUUCAGCCCCUAUUACAAUGUGAACAACGAAAAAAGGUCACACCUCAGAGUCCUUCCCCAGUUCAUCUCAGCAUUCCCGCCUGUGCUUCUGAUCAUGGUGGCCAGUGUCAAAACUGCGACCAUCGCCACUCCACUUCCGUCUCCAUUGCAAAAGCAGAGUCUCAGGAUGGUGGGCCAACCGUCUCAAGCUACGAAAGCCGUUGGCCAUUCGAGCCCCCCUAUCCAAGAAGCCCAAUUGGUGGUGACUGGACCAUCAACCAAGGGACAAAUCCUGUUUCCCUGGUUCCUCCUGGUGGCUCCCCCCCUUGUAACUUGGACUCGGUUUACCCAGAGAACGUGACAUUGUCUUCCUCACAGUGCCGAAAUAGAUCGUACAGCACCGUGUCCUCCUAUCGCAGCAUCUCCCUCCGCAAAUCCAAGCAUCCCCCUCCACCACCUUUACGGUCCGAUUCCCUCCAACGCCGAAUAGGCCGCAGCAAGUCAUGUCGUUCAUCACCCAGCCCCGGUUUGGAGCACCAUCCACGCUCAUUAACGCAGACCUUAGAUGAUCCCUGGGUGCCCCGGACCUACACCAAGUCACCCAAGAGUAGGAUCGACUGUGGCACGGUCAAUACCUUUGAACCUUUAAGUGUAGACUGGAAGACACCUUCCUUAGACAAAUUCCCUUUAGACCCUGGCUGCACUCUUGUCCUCAGUCCUAGUUCUCCAGUCUCAAAAGAGGAGGGAUGUCUCGCUUCCCCCUCCAGUGGUUACUCCAGCCAAUCCAAUAGCCCUCCUACGGACACCCCUCCAGGAGCCUGCUCUCUUCCCCAAAACUCCCAUUUCUUUUCAACCGGUGCACCCUCACUCGUCCUGUCUCCCAAAAAGUCAAAAGCCUACCCACCAGAUAGGAGGUCCUCUCUCGUCUCCUCCAUCUCCUCCUCAUUUUCUUCCACCUCUUCCUUGUCAUCCUGCUCCUCCUCCAACUCCUCUGCCCAGCGCAUUCAUCCCCCUGCCUGUUUUCUUCCAUCUCCACCCCCGCCCCCUCCUCUCCCACCUUCUCCUCUUCACACCCCUCUUCCCCGACUGUUCUCUCUUCAUCCCAACCCUCUGCCAGCUUCUUCUCCAUCUUCUUCCCCUCCUGUCCUACCUUAUUCUCGUCAUCUUCAGCCUGGUUCUUUCCAACAGUCAUUUCUUCAUCCUACUCCUCCACCACCUUCUCUCCCUCCUCCCCCUCCUCUUCCACCUUCUCUUGUUCCUCCUCCCCCUCCUCUCCCACCUUCUCUUGUUCCUUCUCCCCCUCCUCUGCCACCUUCUCUUCCUCCUCACCCCCAUCAUCUCGCAAUUUCUUCUCAUCAUCCUCCCACCACUCCUCUGUCAUCUUCACAUCACCCCACUAAUCCUUCUCUCCUACCUCCAGCCCUUUCUCCUGCCCUAUCACCUUCAUUAAUACAUCGACCUCGCCCAUCUUAUUUGGCCUCUCGACCUCCUCCUCCUCCAUACUCCCAUGCAGUCAAACAGUCCUCCCAUCACACUUUACUGCACACAACAUGUCCCACUGUUACCUCCCCAUCUUCCAAGUUAGACCCCCCACUAGGCCUCGACACACCCUCGAAUGGCAGUGUGAAAGGGUUAAACCUGUUCACCUGCCCCCUUGUCACUGCACAGGCCUUGCAGAGUGUCAAGCUUCGUUCUAUUACAAGCCAAGAACUCCUACCCUCGAACAGCAUGCUAGCCACUGCAAGUCCUUCUGACAGUCAUCGGCCAGAUGUUGCUCUUAGCCUUUAUACCACAAAGCAACAAAAACGUGGAAUAUUGCCCGGGCGUGAGGUGAUGCCCAAGAAUGAAUCUGUUAACGCUCAAAUCUACACUGCGAACCAAGAUGAUCACCGUGUAAAUGGCCCAAUGCAUUCAGGGGAUUCUCAUGCCAGACUGGUGUCUAAGCCAAGACAUAAGGGUUCCUGUGAGAAAAUGUCUGAUGGUACCUCCAGAAAACAGCAGACCCAGACCCAGGUGUCAUCAAAUGCCAAGUUAAGCGAGUCACUAUACGGGUUAGAAAACGAUAACCGUCAUAGAACCAGUGACUUAACACGCCGUCCAUGUGAGGUUGUGAGCUUGAGGAAGAAGCCCACCCUUCCAAAAAAGCCCAGUCUUAGCAUUCAGGGUGUGAGUGCAUCUCCAGACUCCAGGAGGGAGCCAAAAGAGGACCUUGCAAAUCAGAAAUGCAUUGUGGACCCGAUUGGUACCAAAGAAUGUGCAGUUGAAGCCACAGGUAACAUGGAGCAGAGUGACACCUCGUCGACUAAUAAAAGCAGCCCUUCCUCCUUCGAUGGCACAGCCACUGGACCGUGGUCGGGUUUUGACACUUUAACAUGUUGUAGAUCUCUAGCAGUCCAAGUGGGUACUGGGACACCACUCCAGCAAGAAGCUGGCAGACAAGAUGAAAAGCAGAGAAAAACGACCAUGACGUUUGCUACGACCAAAAAGACCAAAACGAGGAAGAGGAGGACAGCAGGAAGACACCUGCUAAUGAUGUCAUCUAGUAGGGUUUCUUCAUCAUCUUCAUCAUCCCCAUCUUCAUCCUCAGAUGAAGAAGUGGAGUCACAGACAAGGGAGCGCAGUUUUUGUGGCCCAAUUGGUCUAAGAAGCUACUCCCUAAGCAGUGUGUUGUCCAAUGAGAACCUACAUGGGGCAGCAUCACUGAGCGAUCUCCUCAUAGAAGAGACCCAGGAAGAAGAGGACCAGGGUGACAAUGGGCGACCUCACGCUGACCUCUACACAGGUGGGUCGGUGGGACCACCAACUGUCGAGGACCUCUUCACUGUCAUCCACAGGUCAAAGCGGAAAAUGUUUGGACGAAGAGAUUCUUCCGGUCUGACCUCGGCCGACCGCCGAGCGACACCGCAAACCUUUGUGACGCCCAAAGGUAAAAGAGAGUCAAAAAGAGACAACUUCAAAGCCCUCCUCCUGAGAAAGGGGAUUCGCUCGCGCCCGACGUCCCGCAUGUCGGCUGUCGAGCGUCUUGGAGUUGUCGUUUCUCCUGCUGCCUGCGGCCAUCGCCGCACCCGUGCCCAAGCCGCAUCCCUUUGGACGGUCAACACUCGUCUCAGUUUUGAUGGGUCUCAAACAUACCUGAAUAUGUCCACCCCCUUGACGACGAGGCAAAAAGGGUUGCCGCUCGUCUCCGUGCCCAUCUUCCUCCCUUCCUCUCUUGCCACGCAACCUCGCAUGCGCACCGCUCACUGGUCAGCGGGUCGUCGUUUGCUUGCUCGCCGUUGCCCCUUUGCCGGCGCCAUGACUGCAAUACAUGAGGACGAAGGAGAAGACGAGUAAGAAAAACAUUCGGGACAUUUGGUUUUCAGGUGAAAGAAAAAAAAACCCUUAUGUAUACUUUCUAAUGUCCCAGAAGACUCAAUCAUAUUUGAUCCUGUUUAUAGAUCUUUUCUCUUUGACGUGAAAUCAAUCUUUGCACUUCAUCAUUAUUUUCUCAAACAUGCUUGAAUGAUUGCUGCUAUAGUGUUAUAUAAUAUAAACAUGUCUAUUCAUAAUAUUUCAUUUUGUACAAGUGAAAAUAGCUGUCUAGGUUUAAUCAUCUGCUGUACUGGAUGUGUAGUCCAUUAGCACAAAAUUAACCAGGGUGGCGCGAUAUUAUUAGCAAUAAAGAUGAAUUUGAAGUUUUAAACAGCAAUAAAUGGGAUAAAUGUAAAAAGCUAUUCUAAUAUUUAUAUAAUUCACCCAUCGAUUUUAUGAGCCGCUUAUCCUCACAAGGAGUGCAGAAUUGUCGGAGGCACUCCGAGCUGUCAUCUGGCAGGAGGCGGGGUACACCCUGAACUGGUUGCCAGCCAAUCGCAGGCCACAUGGAGACAGACAAGAGUCGGACCAAGGGGCAAUUUAGAGCGGCCGGAGAAACCCCACCCAGGAACGGGGAGAACAUGCCACUUUUACACUGGCAAAAGAACAUCAGCAAAUUCCCAUGUGUACAUUUGUCUCCAUGCACAAUUGUCUUUCACGCCCCGAGCCGGCAAUUGUCACCCGUCUUAUGACUGAAAAAUGCCUGGGGGGCAUCCGAGAACCACCCAGAGCUCAAAGAACAAAUGCAAGCAAGCUCACACCAAAAAAAAAAAAAAGUGGACUGGUUUGUUCGGGGUUAUUAAAACAAGUGGACUGGGUUGAAAUAUCAACAUAAAUAAUGAAAGCCCAUGAUUUUCUUUUCAAACUUUCAUUAUUCCCACCUUAUAUUGAUUAUCUCAAUACUUCUGGGAUAAGCAGAAAUCCAGUAAAAAAAAAAAAAAAAAAACUGAUAUAAAAAAAAAAACAUGACUCACUGCUACAUGAACUAAUAACGAAAUAAUGUUUAGUUAGCUUUUUACAAACAGGUGACAAUGAGCUGCGCUUUGCCCAUUGCGUGGUAAAAUACAUAAUUUCCAGUUGUAUGUCAUUUUUGGUGCACAGGAGUCAUGUAUCGCCAGUAGACAGGAAAUACAUAGUAAAACAUCAAAUACUGAUUUGACGCCUCAGUUCAAUUCACUGCGCUACUCCUUUCGUUGUGCAGUAUAAUGCAUACAGACACAAAUAAAGCUACACAACUACUGUCAGUGACUUAGUAAGAUUAUUAGUAUUUUUUGUAGAGACUAACAUGUGCCUGUGAGUCUUGUUAAAGCAAAAAUUGACCAAAUGGUAACUUGUAUCUUGUAAGAUUCAUAGGUCGGCUCAGCCGCAUCUCAAGACACAACUGUAAAUUGAACAAUAUUUGAAACAUGACAUACAGUCAAAACAUAUUAGACUGAAGCUUGUAUCUAUGCAUAAAGAUUGUUUAAACUUUUCUAAAAUCCUGUAUAGUACAUUUUUUUGCUUCUUGUGCACAGUACUUUUCUUUUUAUUUUUGAAUAGAGUUCAAUUAUAUUUAGCUUUUUAGUAUUGUGCAAUAUAUUUACAUUUAAUCUUUAAAAACUGUUUUCACCAUUCAUUAAAGAAUAACUUGUAUUUAACUUAUAUUCCAAACAUUUUAACAGAAUUUUUAAUGCAGUAGAGCUGUGCCCCCGACCCCCACCCCCUAUAUUUAUGUGCAUAAUGUUAAAGUGACUUGUGAUAAUACAGGUAAACUUUUGAAAAUUAAGCCUCUGCCUUUUUUUUGAUUCACACAUGGGUUUACUAUGCUAAAGUAUUUUAAAGGUGCCACAUUUUUUUCUUGUAUUAGGGAUGUAGUAGUGUCUCCAUGUUGUCUCAGUAAACUUUGACAUUUGAAUUAAA
Molecule: messenger RNA, 7603 nt
Organism: Syngnathoides biaculeatus (alligator pipefish)
Lineage: Eukaryota; Metazoa; Chordata; Actinopteri; Syngnathiformes; Syngnathidae
Gene: nhsl1a
Product: NHS-like 1a
Exons: 9
Coding region: 824-5686 (1620 amino acids)
Biological process (GO): cell differentiation
Source: RefSeq, a predicted model, not a curated record